Molecule: messenger RNA, 2468 nt
Organism: Cuculus canorus (common cuckoo)
Lineage: Eukaryota; Metazoa; Chordata; Aves; Cuculiformes; Cuculidae
Gene: TRIB2
Product: tribbles pseudokinase 2
Exons: 4
Coding region: 268-1299 (343 amino acids)
Biological process (GO): positive regulation of proteasomal ubiquitin-dependent protein catabolic process; regulation of MAP kinase activity; protein phosphorylation
Cellular component (GO): nucleus
Molecular function (GO): protein kinase activity; ATP binding; mitogen-activated protein kinase kinase binding
Source: RefSeq, a predicted model, not a curated record
GGCGGGGCGGCGGGGCCGUGCCGUGCCGGGGCGGGCGGCGGCGCCGGGGCAGUCAGCCUGCGCGCUGGGCACCGUGCAGGCGGCCGGCAGCGAGGCACGGAGGCAGCCAGCGUCCCCGCCACGACGCGGCGCUGAGGCUGGUCGCCUCCCGUCCCCCUCCUCCCCCGUCCCCGACACACAAAGGCAGCCGCAGCUUGGACGGGCGAGGGAAGCGCUCUCCAUCGCCAGGGCUCCGGUGCAGCGACUCGGCUGGUCUUCUCCAUACUCAUGAACAUACAAAGGUCAACCCCUAUCACGAUAGCACGAUAUGGGAGACCGCGGAAUAAAACCCAGGAUUUUGAGGAGCUCUCGUCCAUACGGUCCAUCGAGCCAAGCCAGAGUUUUAGCCCGAAUUUAGGCUCGCCGAGCCCGCCGGAGACCCCGAACUUGUCGCAUUGCGUUUCUUGCAUCGGGAAAUACUUAUUGUUGGAGCCUCUCGAGGGAGACCACGUUUUCCGAGCCGUACAUCUGCACAGCGGCGAGGAGCUGGUUUGCAAGGUAUUUGAUAUUGGCUGCUACCAGGAGUUAUUAGCACCAUGUUUUUGUCUGCCUGCGCAUAAAAAUAUCAACCAAAUUACUGAAAUAAUUCUUGGGGAGACAAAAGCAUAUGUGUUCUUUGAAAGGAGCUAUGGGGACAUGCAUUCGUUUGUUCGUACCUGCAAGAAGCUUAAAGAGGAGGAGGCAGCCAAGCUCUUCUAUCAAAUAGCUUCCGCUGUUGCACACUGCCAUGAUGGUGGACUGGUACUGCGAGAUCUCAAGCUGCGAAAGUUUAUUUUCAAGGAUGAGGAAAGGACUAGAGUGAAGUUGGAAAGCCUAGAAGAUGCUUAUAUUUUAAGAGGAAAUGAUGACUCUCUUUCUGAUAAGCAUGGAUGCCCAGCCUAUGUGAGUCCAGAGAUCUUGAACACAAAUGGCAGCUACUCUGGCAAAGCAGCGGACGUAUGGAGUCUAGGUGUCAUGCUUUAUACCAUGCUAGUUGGACGCUAUCCUUUCCAUGACAUUGAGCCUAGUUCCCUCUUCAGCAAGAUCCGUCGUGGGCAGUUUAACAUUCCAGAAACUCUAUCCCCCAAGGCAAAAUGUCUCAUACGUAGCAUACUGCGUCGGGAGCCAUCAGAAAGGCUGACUUCACAGGAAAUUCUGGACCAUCCAUGGUUUUCUACAGAUUUUAAUGUAUCGAAUUCAGGAUAUGGUGCUAAGGAAGUAUCAGAUCAGCUGGUGCCUGAUGUCAACAUGGAAGAAGACUUGGACCCAUUCUUUAACUGAGCACAAAGACUGGUGUUCAGAAGGUACACAACCUGGAGAUGGACACAUGAAGGAGCCCUUCCUGACCAUGUUAAAUCACAUCCUACAUCAGCCUAGCUUGGUAGCAAAAGACACUCAGAGGUCCUCGGGUUGAGAAGGAACCUCCACAAGGAGCUAAUAUAACAAAUGUAGCAUGGGGACAGACUGGGGGGGUGGGGGGAGCUUGCUAUCAGGUUAGAUUGAUUUGGAGGAGAAAAGGCAGCAUGGAGCAAUUGUAGCUUCUCACCUUUUUUGGAGCCAAGGAGACUGCACAUGCCAAUUCUGGUGCAGCUGUAUCACACCUGUUUCUGUUCUAUUAAAAAAUAGUGGUAACUCACGACAAAUAGAAACUUUUGCCUCAGCUCACAUCUUGGCAUCGCACUGUUAGAUAUUUAACUUCAGCCAUUAUUCAGGGAAAGUAAAAUUGGCUAACUUUUUUUUUUUAAUCAGAUGUCUAAUAAUUAAUGGGGUUAAUUUAAGAAAAAAAUUAGGUGCACAAAAUGGACAUGGAAAGUGGGUGCUAAAAAACAAACAAAAUUUAGGUUCAUGUCUCUUGAUAGCUAUUUUCAACUCAUUUCUUCUAAAUAAACUACUUAAUAUUCUUGUCAGGAAAUGACAUUUUAAUGCUUUGUUCCCUUAAGGGGAAGUAACUGUCAUUUAACAAGCUGUUCUGUUUUGUGUCAAAUGGUUUGUUGCAGGAAGCUAUUAUAACUCGAACUUCCAGAUGCAUUACUGCUAUAAUAGGGGAAAAAAAAGAAGAAAACUAUAUAACUUCUUUUUAAAGAUAUGAGAUACUGGCUUCCAUAUCUGCCGUGCUGCACGUAUAUGACUAGAGAGGGCAGAAAGCCUUUAGUUGUGUCUUUAUAUGAGAACCGAUCUCUUCUUUAACUGACUGGCCCACAUGUAAAUAGAGGGCUCUUUAUUAUUGAAGAAGAGUAUUGUGGGGUUCUUUUUCUUUAAAUUCCCCUCACCUUGGGAAAAGAAUUGUUUGGGUUUGGUUUUUGUUUAUGUCCAGAAUAAGAAAUAAGAGGGUAUUAAUAAGCUGAACAUUUAUAUUACAGAUAUUCCUCUUGAAACAUACACAGUAAUAUGCACCUUUUGUAUUGUCAAGACUUAUUCUAUUUAUUGAAGAAAAUGUCACAGUAGUGAUG